This is a messenger RNA of Cyphellophora europaea CBS 101466, 1176 nucleotides long. RefSeq lists its product as uncharacterized. The transcript has 3 exons. Lineage: Eukaryota; Fungi; Ascomycota; Eurotiomycetes; Chaetothyriales; Cyphellophoraceae. Gene Ontology annotation, molecular function: heme binding; catalase activity. Bases 1 to 1176 code for a protein of 391 amino acids. The record is from RefSeq and is a predicted model, not a curated record. Gene Ontology annotation, biological process: response to oxidative stress.
AUGGUGACCAGCAUGACAGACCGCAGCUAUGUGCGGUACGAGGACAAGCAUCUCUGGGAGCGCAUCCCGCCCGGCGAAGCAGACGACAUCGAGGCUUGUGCCGACCUUAUCAAUGAGAUGCAGCGCGCCGUGUAUAACAAAGCCAGACAUGCAUACACAGGCACGCACUGCCGCACACAAGGCAUCAUUCAUGGCACGCUGACCACAGAGCCCAACCUCCCACCUCACCUACGCCAGUCUCUCUUCGCCGAAGAGCGCUCCUAUCCCUUUGCCGCACGUUACAGCACCGAAACCCAGGACCCAGGCAUCGACGACCGAAUCCCACAACCCCGCGGCCUCGCUCUCAAACUCUUCUCCGUCCCAGGCACCAUGUUCCCCGACACGCCGGGCACCGACCUGCCCACCCAAGACAUCGAAUUCAACUCGACGCCCGCCAUCGAGCUAUCCGACGCGCGCACGACGCGCGAAAUCCUGACCCUGCGCCGCAAACACGCCAACAAUCCCCAAACGGAGCUCGACAAGGAUCUCUCGCAGCGGCCCGACGCCGACCUGCAAAAGGCGCGCGACCAGGUCCCCAACACGCCCCUGCAGGGCCUGACCUGGUACUCGCAGACGGCCUACCGCUUCGGCGACCUGAUCUGCAAAUACCGCCUCGUGCCAGACACAGCCGCACAGACCGCGGCGGCCGCCGAGCAAGAAAUCUCCUCCUCCCCAAGCGACGACGACGGAACAGCUGAUCUGGGCCCCACAGCCCACAGCGGCCGCCUCUCGGCCUUCCACCUCGCGCACGCCGCGCGCUGGCUCUUCCAAGUCCAACUCCUCUCGGACCCCGCGCGACAGAGCGUCGAAGAUGGCGGCGCGCCCUGGGACGAGUCCCAGUUUCCGUGGCAGACGGUCGCGCGCGCGUCAGCUCCGAGACAGCAGAGUUGGGACUACGGCCUCAAAGCGUUCUGGGAGGAUCGGAUGCGGCUGGAUCCGUGGCAUGGGCUGCUGAGUUUGGAGCCUGUGGGAGGCGCGAAUCGGUUGAGGCGCGUGGUGUAUCCGAGGAGUAGUGGGUUGAGGAGGGCGUUGAAUGGGUAUGAGGGGGGGAAAGGGGAGGUGCACGUCAGGGCGUUGGGGGAGGUGUUGGCGCAGAGGUCCGGGGUGGAGGAGGGCGGGAAAAGGACGGAUAAUUAA